AUCAGAAAGCAAGCAUAGAACUAACUUGAGUUGGUUGAGUGAUUCAUUCGUUUGCUUAAGCAAGUGUUUAGGAUUCGAAUUCUGCCUUGUGCAUGCAACAACCAAUUGGCCAGCGACAAAUCUUUAAAUGGAGCUCAGAUAUGUGGUGGAUUAGUCCUUAAACCAAAAAAGAAAGCAUGCAUAGUUUAUGGUGGCUUGUGAAUCUUGGUUUCCAUUGAUAUCACUUAAUUAACACUUAACACCUCCAUUGAAUUCAUUACAUUCCAAGGUCAAUAAUGUCACUAACAAUACUAAGUAUUAUUAACAUCCUAAGCAACAAUUACAUAAUCUGCUGCUAUGUUACUAUUAAUUAAUAGCAACACAUCCAAAACAUAUGUGGCGCAUGUUGCGCCUGCUAUAUAUAUGAUUGCAAUUGAUAUUGGAUUAUUUAUGCAUAUAACAAGAGUGAGUAUUGGGGCCAUAAAUUUUUUACCCGUUGUCUCAGCAAGAGAAUAAAUUGGUUGCCGUGUUUCCAUGUAUAGUACUGCUGCCUCUCCAUUAUAUUUAUAGUAGUGUACACAUCCUUAACCUUAAGCUAAUGAACAAGGUAGCUCCGAAAAUGAGUUGCAUCAAUUUGGCAUCAGUGAUGGCCUUGUUGUUAUGCUUGGUGGGUUUAAGUCACACAAAAUGUGAUUUUGAGGCAAUCUUCAACUUCGGGGAUUCAAACUCAGAUACUGGUGGUUUCUAUGCAGCUUUUCCCGCACAGUCUGCUCCUUUUGGAGUUACUUUCUUCAAAAAACCAGCUGGCCGGGCUUCCGAUGGCAGACUCAUGAUUGAUUUUCUUGCUCAAGCUCUUGGAUUGCCAUUUUUGAGUCCCUAUCUGCAAUCAAUAGGAUCAAACUUCAGACAUGGGGCCAACUAUGCAACAUUGGCAUCCACUGUGCUUAUUCCUAACACUUCUUUGUUUGUCAGUGGAAUCAGCCCUUUCUCUCUUGCUAUCCAGCUCAACCAAAUGAAGCAAUUUAAAACCAGAGUCCUUGAAUUUCAUCAAGAAGAAGCCAAGCUUCCUUCACCGGAUAUAUUCGGAAAAUCGCUUUACACAUUCUACAUUGGCCAAAAUGACUUCACUUCCAACUUAGGUGCCAUUGGUGUAGGUGGAGUGAAGCAGAGACUUCCUCAAGUUGUUUCAGAAAUAGGUGCUACAAUUAAGGAGCUAUACCAUGAUGUUGGAGGACGUACAUUUAUGGUGCUCAAUCUUGCACCAGUGGGAUGCUACCCUUCAUUCUUGGUGGAGCUUGAACAUAAUAGUUCAGACAUUGAUGAAUUUGGAUGUAUGGUUUCCUUAAACAACGCCGUUGUGGACUAUAACAAGAUGUUGAAAGAGACAUUGAGACAGACUAGAGAGACUCUUUCUGAUGCUAAUGUCAUUUAUGUCGAUGUACACACUGUUCUGUUAGAGCUCUUUCAGCAUCCAACUUCUCAUGGGCUCAAGUAUGGCACGAAAGCAUGUUGCGGAUAUGGAGGGGGAAAGUACAAUUUCGAUCCAAAAGCUUACUGUGGCAAUUCCAAAGCAACAGCAUGUGAUGAUCCUUACAACUACGUAAGCUGGGAUGGAAUCCAUGCAACAGAAGCUGCAAACAAGCUUGUUACCUAUGCCAUUCUCAAUGGUUCCUAUUCUGAUCCCAAGUUCCCUCUUCAGGAACAUUGUGAUCUUCAACCUAUAGGUUGAUCCACUUUCCGAAUUAAAGGCUAAACUAGCUAGGAAUAAUAUUUCUGAUCUAUGAGGUUAACUAAAGCCAAAGUUUGCUGUUAUAUUAGCACAAAGCCACAAACUAACGUUAAUAAAGAAAUCGAUUUGUAUCCCGUUCAUCUUUA
Molecule: messenger RNA, 1854 nt
Organism: Arachis ipaensis
Lineage: Eukaryota; Viridiplantae; Streptophyta; Magnoliopsida; Fabales; Fabaceae
Product: GDSL-like Lipase/Acylhydrolase superfamily protein
Molecular function (GO): hydrolase activity, acting on ester bonds
Source: RefSeq, a predicted model, not a curated record